AUGGUGGUUGUUGCGCGAACAGGUGGUGGUCAGCCACAACAAUCGAGAAAAGCUAAGACGAAAACAGAGAGGGAAAAGGACGACGAAGGAGAACUCGAAGGAGGCUUACCGGCGGCGACUGCCACCACCUCACCACCAUCGGACGCCGCCUCCGUCGCUGGUAACCUCCUUCUUCUUCGUCGUCCUUCUCCUUCCUCUCCUUCUCUGUUUCUUCUUCAUCCCCGUUUUUCUCCCCUCCUCAAGCUUCUGUUUUUCCUUGCACAGCCGCCGCGGCCCAGCUGCGACCACCAAGCCAACCGCACCGCACCACCUGCACCUUCGCCGUGGCCCUGCCCAUUCGGCUUGCUCGUCCCUCCUUCCUCCUCCACGCAAGCACAGCAUUCUCUUGUUUCGGUUUGUUUGCGGCAGCCACCACCACCGCACGCACCACCAGGCCUGACAACCUCCGCAAGCCGCCGCCUUGCCGCCGCCGUGAUCUGUCCGCCGACCAACCCUUCCCUCUUCUCUUUUUGGCGGAGAAUUCUCUCUAGGCGACUUUUGAAAGUGUUAAAGUGGCCUAUCAGUUUGUUUACACAAGUCUCUAAGGAUCAAUAAGCAUUGUCCAUCUGCAGGUUUGAAGAUGUUGCAUCAUUGGGAUCGGGAAUAGAGAGCUUGUAUUUAGUUU
Spinacia oleracea (spinach) is the source of this 664-nucleotide messenger RNA. RefSeq lists its product as uncharacterized. The record is from RefSeq and is a predicted model, not a curated record. Lineage: Eukaryota; Viridiplantae; Streptophyta; Magnoliopsida; Caryophyllales; Amaranthaceae. Bases 1 to 594 code for a protein of 197 amino acids. The transcript is spliced from 4 exons.